Molecule: messenger RNA, 1798 nt
Organism: Parasteatoda tepidariorum (common house spider)
Lineage: Eukaryota; Metazoa; Arthropoda; Arachnida; Araneae; Theridiidae
Source: RefSeq, a predicted model, not a curated record
AGGUAACUGCAACUGCUAAUAAAUUGUUUUGAAUGCCGGACUCCAUGGCCGGAUAAUCGGUGUUUGUACUUGGUGUCUUUAUUAUUAAUAAAAAGUUUAUUUAUAAUAUAGUUAUUGCAAUAAUCUUUUAAAAUAUGGCUCAAUUUGAUGGUCAUGCUGCGAAAAGACAAAGAACGGACAAUGAUGCUAAAAGGGAGUCUUUUGGCAAUAGCGGUGGAAAUUAUUUCAACAAUAGCUACAAUAAUAGAGGUGCUGCUGGUGGAAGACGUGAAGGUUUCGAGGAAAAACCCAACCACAUUUUGUUAAUAACUGUGAUGAAUCCAGCUUAUCCUAUUACAACUGAUGUUAUUCAUACUAUCUGUAGUCCAAGUGGAAAGGUUUUGAGAAUUGUAAUAUUUAAAAAGAAUGGUGUUCAAGCAAUGGUGGAGUUUGACAGUUUGGAAGCUGCAGAACGAGCAAAGCAGUCACUUAAUGGAUGUGAUAUUUACUCUGGUUGUUGCACCUUGAAGAUCGAGUUUGCUAAGCCUACUCGCCUAAAUGUUUACAAGAAUGACAAUGAAAGCUGGGAUUACACAAAUAAUGCUCUAGGAAAGCAACCUGGAAAUGACAGGCCUGCAUUACUUCAAGAACCUCCACGUGGUUAUGGACCCCCUGGCAAUGGACCUCCCCCUCCUUAUGAUGGCAGACCUGGAGGACCUGGUUAUGAUGCUGGAUAUGACGACGGAUACAUGCCCCGUGGUGGCCCUCGACAAGAUCCUUAUGGACCACCUGCUAGAGAUCCAUAUGGAGGCCCUGCUCCUCCAGAUAGGUUUGGGCGUGAUCCUUAUCGAGCUGAUGGACCUCCAGCUAAUCCUCGUGGGCCAGGUUAUGGACCUGGUGGUCCCCCACCCCCUCCUCAGGGUGGUCCUCAAGGUGGCUGUGUUAUAAUGGCAUAUGGACUCAAUGCCGAGAAAAUGAAUUGCGAUAAAUUAUUUAACAUAUUGUGCUUAUAUGGCAAUGUUGUUCGUAUCAAAUUCUUAAAAAGCAAAGAAGGAUGUGCGAUGAUUCAAAUGGGAGAUAUCACCGCCGUGGAACGAGCAGUUAACAAUCUGAAUGGAUCUUAUUUCUACGAAUGCAAGCUGCAACUUGGAUAUUCUAAACAGGCUUUCUUAAAUGAUGUCCAGCAACCUUUCUCAUUGCCUGAUAAUACACCAUCUUUCAAAGAUUACAUGGGUAGCCGCAACAAUAGAUUCAGCAACCCAGAAGCGGCAAGCAAGAAUAGGAUUACACCCCCAUCAAAGAUGCUUCAUUUCUUUAAUGCACCAUUUGGUAUUUCUGAAGAUGAAAUGAAAAAGGUUUUCGAAGAAAAGGAAGCUAUACCUCCUGUGUCUGUAAAGCUCUUCCAGUCUAAAAAUAACUCUGAAAGGAGCUCUUCUGGAUUGUUAGAGUUUGAGAAUGUAGAGCAAGCUCUUGAAGGUUUAGCUCAAUGUAACCAUACCUCCAUUAAAAACCCCGUUCCUGGAAAGUUCCCAUAUAUGCUUAAGUUGUGUUUCUCAUCUACUGGUGGAGGCGGACCCAGAGGUGGUCCUCAUAGAGGAGGGCCUCCUGGAUAUUGAAAAUCUUAAAAAAAAAUCAAUGCAGCAUGCUCAGAAAAAAGAUGGACGUUAUGAUUUGUGUGGGUAUUGUAUUGCCCCUUCCACGAAUUUACCUAGACAGACCAAGCUGUAAUCAGUGAAAUUGUUUCAUUUUCAUCCUCUUAUAUGCAUUGUAGCAUCUUCAUUAGUUUUAUGUGAGUUUAUUUAAUAAAAAUUACAAAAUA